Ilex paraguariensis (yerba mate) is the source of this 543-nucleotide messenger RNA. Lineage: Eukaryota; Viridiplantae; Streptophyta; Magnoliopsida; Aquifoliales; Aquifoliaceae. The record is from the annotation of a GenBank genome assembly.
AUGAAGCAAAAGGUGGUGAUUAGGGUGCCAAUGAAUGGUCAGAAGUCUCGUUCCAAGGCAAUGAAGAUCGUCGUUGGUGUCUCAGGGGUAGAGUCAGCAUCGUUACAGGGACAAGAAAAUAAUCAGAUAACGGUGGUUGGAGAAAAUAUCGACCCGGUGGUGCUCGCCACGUUGCUGCGGAAGAACGUUGGCUCAGCGGACCUGGUUAGCGUUAGUCCGGUGGGUGGUGAAGAGAACAAAGAGAAUGUGGCGACGGCACAGCCUCCGGUUUGGUCCCAUUCCUACUAUCCUGCCGUUGUGCCCCAGUACCCAAUGUACCCAAUUUAUCAGGCUGACCCAAUCUGCACCAUUUUGUGACUUCCCAAGUAGGGUGUUGAUCGGAAGUGGUUGCAUAGAGAGGGUAUUUGUCGAUUCCCAGCCGAGGAGGCUGAGGCUCAGUACUACUGUUAUUUUUGGGAGUUCAUAGCUUGCUACUUAGUUGUGGUGUUGUUGAAGUAUGCAAUUCUAGUAUUCGUUUUUGGAAUAAUACUAUAGCUUUAAAGA